Rhodofomes roseus is the source of this 1028-nucleotide messenger RNA. RefSeq lists its product as uncharacterized. NCBI's taxonomy places the organism in Eukaryota, Fungi, Basidiomycota, Agaricomycetes, Polyporales, Fomitopsidaceae. The record is from RefSeq and is a predicted model, not a curated record. The transcript has 5 exons. Bases 162 to 674 code for a protein of 170 amino acids.
GCAAGAAGCUUCACGUUCGUAUACGUACAAAAACACUCACGUAAAAUGGCAAGGCGCUUAGAGCAUCACCAACUUAAACCCAUCCCGGAGAUACGUAUGUGUCGUAGAGGCCCGCCAGCGCAGCUCCUCUACGUAUAGGUUGCGUCCGCGUACUACUGCCUAUGCUCACGCGCCGGAGGUUGUUCUCUUCUUCAGCCGUCGACGACGGGUUUCAGCCACUCGAGGAAGACAACACACAUCGUUACAGGGGACAUCGCGCAGACUCAUUCUUUCCUGAGGAUGUCGAUGAAAUAAUCGAGCUGCGCGCCAGGCAACGGACAUUCGAUGGGGCGUAUGCGAGGACAGCUCUGGUGAACUUUGGGUAUGCCCUCACCAUCCUCCGCCUGUUCGACAAAAGCUUCGCUCGCAUCGGCCUCGUAUAUACCGUCCUCGGCGUCGCCCUAACGGCCAUCUCGUUCUUCCGCCACCGGCACGCACGACACGAUUUCGCCGACGUACACCGCAAAGAGACAUGGCAAGACGCGAUACUCACUGUCGGACAAACAGGCCAACGCAACUACGGACGACCGUUCGUCACUGCUGGGUGGAUAGUCGUUGCGGUGACAUUAGUAGUCGCCGCAGUCGAGAUCAGUCUGCUUGUCCUUGUGUUCGAUGCCAAAAUAACCGAUUCAUGACCAUGGGUUGGCACCUGGAUCUUGCCCGUAGCUGAGUUAUGUUACGUUGAGCUUCACUUCGGCAGGACGACGCAGGAAGUUGUUGAGAUCUACAGGGGCUUGAGGCGCGUAGCUCACUUUCCAAGGAGCCGCAGAAGGCGAUACAAUUGCGAAAGGCAAUACGGUUUAUCAGUUAGGGCACAGGGUUGCGUGUUCGGCCCCCGUCAACAAUCUCAGCAGCGCCUACAAGGAGCAUUCGACUACAAGUUAUUUUCCUGUGUCAAGCGCGUUGCAGAGCGCGGGCAGUCCGACCAUUCGAAGCGCCUUGAUAAUCUAUUCGAAGUCGCGCUCUCUGUGAUACCGGUGUUUCGGGAC